Messenger RNA from Esox lucius (northern pike), 1697 nucleotides. It is a transcript of the gene serpind1, whose product is annotated as serpin peptidase inhibitor, clade D (heparin cofactor), member 1. Lineage: Eukaryota; Metazoa; Chordata; Actinopteri; Esociformes; Esocidae. The record is from RefSeq and is a predicted model, not a curated record. The transcript has 7 exons. Gene Ontology annotation, biological process: blood coagulation; negative regulation of endopeptidase activity. Gene Ontology annotation, molecular function: serine-type endopeptidase inhibitor activity. The coding region runs from base 53 to 1588 and encodes 511 amino acids.
UGUUGCAAAAGACUAAACACAUAAGUUCCUGACAACACAGAGAAAACACAGCAUGUGGGUCGUCACAGUCAUUGCGGUGUCCAUUCUCCUGGUCGCUCCCUCUCUGGCCGGGGUCAAGGACCUGGGCUCUCACUUCAGCUUUCAUGACCAGAGUCCAACUCCAAAGACAGACCCACGAAGCCUGGGCCAGAGUGGGGCUCUAGACAUGGAGAAAAUUCCUCUGGAGUUCCACAAAGAAAACACUGUGACCAACGAUCUGACCCUAGAAGGUUUUGAGGAUGAAGACUACAUUGACUUUGACAAAAUCCUGGCCGAAGGAGGUGACGACUACAGUGAGGGGGAUGAAAUUGAUGAGAUCGCAACAGCCGCUCCGGAUAUAGACAUAUUUGCCGAAUCCUCAGACCCAAAAACACGCCGUGCACGAAUCCUGCGCCUGUUUCAUGGCCGCUCGCGCCUCCAAAGAAUCAACUUGAUGAAUGCCCACUUUGGAUUCAACCUCUACCGCAGCCUACGGAAUGACGUCAACCAAACCGAUAACAUUCUACUGGCCCCCGUCGGAAUCUCCAUUGCCAUGGGAAUGAUGUCACUGGGAGCAGGGCCUAGAACACACGAUCAGCUAUACCGCGUGCUGAGAUUUGCAGAUUUUGUCAAUGCCAGCCAUCACUACGACAAUGCCACUGUGCACAAGCUCUUCCGGAAGCUAACACACAGACUUUUCCGAAGGAACUUUGGGUACACGCUGCGGUCUGUAAAUGACCUGUAUGUGAAAAAGGAGGUGAUGGUGAAACCAGGUUUCCGGGCAGACACCAAGGCCUACUACUUUGCAGAGCCACAGUCAGUGGACUUCAAGGAUAAGACGUUUCUGGACAAGGCCAACCAGCGCAUCUCAAAGUUGACAAAAGGACUGAUUAGAGAACCACUGAAGAGUGUGGAUCCCAAUAUGGUGCUGAUGCUCCUCAACUACCUCUACUUUAAAGGUACAUGGGAGCAGAAAUUUCCCAAGGAAAUGACUCAUUACCGGAACUUCCGUGUGAAUGACAAGACAAAUGUUCGAGUGCCAAUGAUGCAGAACAAAGGUAACUACAUGGCGGCUGCGGACCACGAACUGCAGUGUGACAUCCUACAGCUGCCCUAUGCGGGGAACAUCAGCAUGCUCAUCACCCUUCCCAGGAAGAUAUCUGGCAUGAGGAACUUGGAGCAAGAGAUCUCCCCCACUGUGGUCAACAAGUGGCUUAGCAACAUGAACAACAGGACACGUGAGGUGGUGUUCCCAAGGUUUCAGUUGGAGCAGAGUUAUGAUCUCAUAGACAACCUUAAGAAAAUGGGCCUCACAGACUUGUUUGAGAAGACGGGUGACUUUACUGAUAUGACUUCAGAGAAGAUCAGCAUUAACUGGCUGAAGCACCAGGGGACAAUCACCGUUAAUGAAGAGGGGACGGAGGCUGCAGCUCUGACCCAAGUGGGCUUCAUGCCCCUAUCAUCUCAGAUCCGCUUCGUCAUUGACCGGCCCUUCCUCUUCCUUAUCUAUGAACACCGCACAGACUGCCUAAUCUUCAUAGGACGUGUUGUCAAUCCCUCAAAGAGCUAAACUGCCACUUCAAUCCAAAGUUCACCAACAUUUACAUAAUGAUUUACUCUGCCAGAAUUUCACAUCUACAUAAUGGUUUCUUAGAACUAUAAGCAGUUUACGGACAUGG